AUGCCUCUGGCUUUUACUGAUCUCCAGCUUGCUGCUGAGCUUGGGAAGACAUUACUGGAUCGGAACACAGAGCUGGAGGAUUCUCUUCAGCAGAUGUACACAACCAAUCAGGAGCAGUUACAGGAAAUUGAGUACCUGACCAAGCAGGUGGAGCUCCUGCGGCAGAUGAAUGAGCAGCAUGCAAAGGUUUAUGAGCAGCUGGAUGUCACUGCGAGGGAGCUGGAGGAAACAAAUCAAAAGCUUGUUGCUGACAGCAAGGCCUCACAGCAGAAGAUUCUGAGCCUGACUGAAACAAUCGAAUGCCUGCAAGCCAACAUCGAUCACCUCCAGGGCCAAGUGGAGGAGCUGAAGUCAUCUGGCCAAGGGAGAAGGAGCCAGGGGAAGCAUGGCCAAAAGUCGGCACCCAGCUUCUCGGGUCUGAAAGAGCUGUAUGACUUACGCCAACACUUUGUGUAUGACCAUGUGUUUGCAGAAAAGAUCACUUCCUUGCCAAGUCAGCCAAGCCCCGACGAAGAAGAAAACAAGCAUUUGAAGAAGGCAGUGAGGACGCUGCAGGCACAGCUGAGCCUGGAGCGGCAGAGGCGGGUGGCCUUGGAGGAGGAGUACGGGCUUGUGCUGAAGGAGAACAGUGAGCUGGAGCAGCAGCUGGCGGCCACCGGCGCCUACCAGGCCCGGGCGCUGGAGCUGGAGGCUGAGGUGGCUGAAAUGCGGCGGGUACUGCAGGCAGAGCGUCCCUUCAUGAAUGGGGUCGAAAAGCUGGUGCCCGACUCCCUAUUUGUCCCUUUCAAAGAGCCUGGCCAGAGCCUGCUGGAGGAGAUGCUGCUGACGGUGCCCGAGGCCCAGCGGAGGCCCCUCAAGCGCAGCAGCAGUGAGACGGUGCUCAGCAGCUUGGCCAGCGGUGACAUCGUGAAGGGCCACGAGGAGACCUGCAUCCGGAGGGCCAAGGCUGUGAAGCAGAGGGGUGUGUCCCUGCUGCAGGAAGUGGACACACAGUAUAGCGCCCUGAAGGCCAAAUACGAGGAGCUGCUGAGGAAGUGCCAACAGCAGGAGGGGGACUCCCUGUCCCACAAGGCUGUGCAGACUGCCAGGGCUCCAGCCAGGGACCCAGCUUCCAGGGACCCACCCGCUGCUGGUGCCCCCGAGCCUGCUGGGUCCCCCACCAGCACACCACCUCCCGAAUACAAAGCACUCUUUGAAGAGAUCUUCAGCUGCAUCCAGAAGACGAAGCAGGAGAUUGACGAGCAGAGAAUGAGCUAUCACCCUCUCCCCUCCCCUUAAUGGGGCCUCCAGCUCCCCUGCUCAUUUCCUAUCUCCCAUCACCCUUCUCCCACUCAGACAUGUUUGUAGACCCCAAAGCCUGAAUUUGCUCACUACUUUGCUGACUCAGCCAGUGUGUAUGUACAGUGAGGACAGGAUGGCUCCUGGCAUAAGUUUCCUAACCCAGGUCCCUUCAAGCCCCGCAGUAAGCCCCUCCCAUGACAAACUGGCCUCUGGCUGGCGCUGACUAGGCUGUCAUUCUUGAGAAGCCCUGAAGCAGUGGGGGCAGAGCUGUGCUCCUGGAGAGGUAGGCCUGGAGCCUCCACAGGAUGCACUUAUAUGCACAGUGCCUACUACACUGGGAAAGGGCCGGGGAAACAGAGCUAAGGCGAUCCCUGCUGCCUCCUGGCUUACCUUCUCAAAAAUGUGGAAGCCAACCACCAACCUGAACUGUCCCCGAGCGCUGGUGGAUACUGUGAAUUCAGGAAGACCAUUUUGGAGAAAGUAGGGGUCUAAUCCAAAGAAACAGUGUUAACCAAUACUCCACACCCUAGAGUUUCCUUUGCUACCAGUCGCACUGUGACAGGGAAUCCUAACAGACCUAAAGCACUGAGCACCUGCAGAAAGGCGAGCUCUGCUGGACCCAGGUUUGCCUGUCAGCCUGCGCUCCACCCCGAAGGCCUGCACCCCCAUCCAGGUGUGUUCACGCAAAGUGCAGUGUUAGGGUAGCCGCGCACAGCACACACCUAUUUCCUUUCUUAAAUACAAACGGGGAUAAGCUCUCCUGUGCUGUCUGAGCUGCUGACCUGCUCAGUGCCUGCGGCUCCUGUCAGUGGUUGGCCUUGGCUGCAGGAACCCCAUCGGCUCCUUUACUGAACAGUGUUGGCAUCAUUCUAACUGUGGAAAUGGAUGACUCCUCGCACUUGCAUACUUUAAUUUAAAACUAUUUAAGAGAACUGAGGUUCCAGUAAUUGUAUAUAUUUUUCUAAAAACCAAAUAAAA
Messenger RNA from Myotis davidii, 2259 nucleotides. It is a transcript of the gene CDR2, whose product is annotated as cerebellar degeneration related protein 2. The record is from RefSeq and is a predicted model, not a curated record. Bases 1 to 1278 code for a protein of 425 amino acids. The transcript is spliced from 5 exons. NCBI's taxonomy places the organism in Eukaryota, Metazoa, Chordata, Mammalia, Chiroptera, Vespertilionidae.